GGGAGGAGCCGGGCGGCUCUUCGGGAGGGUCGGCUGUCGCCAUUUUGUUAGCGCCGGUCUGCGGCGGCGUGCGGAAGUAGCUGCCGGCGAGGCGGGAAGGGUUGGAGUUCGCUCAGCUCCUCCCCCGCUGGGGCGGAGAGGCGGGGACUGAGCGCGGCCGAGCCGGGACAGGUCGGUGGGGGUCGGGGCGGCGGCGGCAGCAGCACUGAGAGGGGUCCGGAUAUGUCGGCGUUCUCGGAGGCGGCUCUGGAGCGGAAGCUGUCGGAGCUGAGCAAUUCGCAGCAGAGCGUGCAGACCCUGAGCCUGUGGCUCAUCCACCACCGCAAGCACUCGGCGCUUAUCGUCAGUGUGUGGGAGCGGGAGCUGCGAAAAGCAAAACCAAAUAGGAAGCUGACAUUCCUGUACUUGGCCAAUGAUGUCAUACAGAACAGCAAAAGGAAAGGACCAGAAUUUACGAAAGACUUUGCUCCAGUAAUAGUGGAGGCUUUUAAGCAUGUUUCAAGCGAGUCUGAUGAGAGUUGUAAGAAACACCUUGGUCGAGUGCUUUCUAUAUGGGAAGAAAGGUCUGUUUAUGAAAAUGAUGUAUUAGAACAACUUAGGCAAGCUUUGUAUGGAGACAGAAAGGUGAGAAAGCGAACGUAUGAACAGAUAAAAGUUGAUGAAAAUAGCUGUUCACCUCGAAGUUCUCCCACUGACCCUCCACAGACCACAGAUCUCAUUAGAGCAUUACAAGAACUAGAAAACGCUGCCUCUGGGGAUGCAGCGGUUCAUCAGAGAAUAGCUUCUUUGCCUCUAGAGGUCCAAGAUGUAUCCCUGUUAGACAGAAUAACAGAUAAGGAAUCCGGAGAGCAGCUUUCCAAAAUGGUAGAUGAUGCAUGUAUGUUGCUGGCGGAUUACAAUGGCAGGUUGGCAGCUGAAAUAGAUGAUAGAAAACAGCUAACUCGAAUGUUGUCAGACUUUCUCCGAUGUCAAAAAGAAUUCCUUGCAGAGAAAGAACAUAAGCUGGAAGAGUACAAGCGCAAGCUCGCCAGAGUGUCCCAAGUGCGGAAAGAACUCAGGUCGCGCAUCCAGAGCCUGCCUGAUCUCUCUCGACUUCCCAAUGUCACGGGCAGCCACGUACACUUACCCUUUGCAGGAGACAUCUACAGCGAUGACUGAUAAAAGAACAUCCUUCCAUAACCUCUACUUUUCUGUGAAAUGAGGGGUAGGUCAGACUGAUUGGUACUCUUGUAGUAUUAUUUUUGUAUAUUGUUGGAGAGUGUCAGUAAAAAUGCUCUAAUAAUUUAUAAAAAAUGGUUUAAAAGUUGAUUUAUUUACUAUUUUAUUGGCGAGUGAACAUAAGGGUACAUUUAUAAAAGUGGCAUCUGUGUCUAUUACAUUGAAGAAUGGAUAAUUAUCUUAUCUUUUGUAAAGAUUUUAAUUGGGUGCCCUGUAAGAAACAUGCUGAGAUUUUUCUUAUGUACCCUAUAUUUAAUGUAAAUCAGCAUAUAAUCAAUGCCAUACUUUAACUCAAGACAUUUCAGUUUCUAGUGAGGAAGUGAAAUGUGGAAAUCACAAGCUUAUAUUUGCAAGAAAGCUGGUGCAAUUUAAUGCAAAGCUAACAGUGAUCUUACUGUCCAUUACAUGUAAAUUACCCACUCCCAAAACAAGUCAGGUGAUAUUUUUGAAGUAAGUGUUAGUAACCAAUUUUGUAUUGGAAAACAUAAAUCAUGUUACACUGAGCAGAUCCCUAAAUUACUCAAAAUGCUACAAUAUUUUAGUAACAUUUAAAAGUCAGCAUAAGAAGGUAUACAAUUAACCUGCAUAAUGAGGUUUCAAAGUUCUAACUUUGUCUUUACAGCUGCUUAGUUUCUAAAUUGAGGGACCAUUCAUUUGUACUUGAAUCCCUUUCUGGAACAUCUGUCUUCAUCUAAAAAGGUUAAUCCCAGAAAUGUGAAGCCAUUUUACAGCUUUAAUUACAUUGAAAGAUCAUUCUGUCCCAACUGUUAAAUGUCAAUUAUUAAAAUUUGACAGUACUAUGUACCAUCCAUAUAUCCAGCAAUAGGAUGACAGAGCCAUGCUAUGCAUCCACUGAGAAACCCUAGAGGCCAGCAGAGGCUUCCAGCCCCCAACCUGUGCUCACUCCAGCAAACAUUCCUAGAUCUUGAUCAUACUUUCUCAUGAAACAGGAGGAGACAGGCCAGGCCUGUGUAUAUGUUAAACUGUGGAAAAUAAUUUCCUACUGUCUGUUUUUCAAAGAAGUCCUUUGCAUGGCACAAAUUUAUUUGUCUACAGGUUGCUGAAUUUGUGAAGAGUCCUUGUUACAAUACCACAUCUAGCAGAUAGCCAGGGAGUUUAUGCUUUUCAGUCAGUCAGAAUCAGGCAUGUAAUUGUUGAAAUGUGGUUUGCAAAAAUGUAUUUAGAUGACCUUGAGCUACAAGGGUUUAAGUUGGAUAUAUCAUCAGAGGAUUUAAUGGUAGCAUUUAUUUGUGUGUUUACACUUGUCAGGCAUUGUUUUUCAUCAGCUAAGUUCACAGUUUACAAGUUUAACACUCCUUCUUACAUUAAAGUAAUUUAAAAAAAAAUAAAAUCUAGUCUUCCUUUUAAAAACACAAGAUGAUUCAAAAUAGUCCUGGAGUGAAAGUAUUGAAGAUUAUGAUCUGUCACUUACUGACUUUCACGAGGCUGAUCACUAGAAUAUUUGUUUGAUGUAAAUGGAGAAUAAUCUUUCAUUUUAAAAGAUACCCUUGGAAAAAGCACCUUAGUCCAGCUAUCUCUUGUCAUGAAAUCUGCCAUGAAUUGCUAAGUAGGGAAAAAAAACCCUCCAAAGCUAAAAACACAGGUUGUUGACACAGCAUUCCACAGCAUCCAGUAUAGAGUAUUAUUUUCAUUAAAAAUUCAGACUGAUACAUAAGAUUCCUGAAAACAGUUCAUCAGAGCUCACUAGCAGUCCACAGAUUUUAAGUUUUAAGUGGCGUAAUGAUAUCUUUUAUCUUAUUCACUCCAUAGGAAAAAAAGAACAACUAUAAAGAAUCCAGGAGUAUUUCUUUAAGUCUAAUAUGUAAAAUCAGAUUACACUUAUUUGCAACUUUUUUGUGUAGAAUCUUGAUUUUUAAAAAAAGAAUGUUCAGAUACAAGUUUGAUAUUUUAAUAUCUCUGUUCUAGUUCCUUAGACUCAGCUCAUAAAUUCAGAUAUGCAUUAAUAUGCACUGCAGUGGCAAUGCAUGUUUUGUCUUGCUAAAGAAUAGCACCAAAUUUCUAAUAAAUAUUCUAAUACUUUAAUAAUAUUAAAACACUAUAAUCCAUUAAGAAUUAUAAAACAAAUAGUGAAACAAGGGUAAACAGUAAAUUCAUGGUUGAAUCCCACCCAUGAAAAACUUAAUUUAUACCCAGAAGUGAUUGUAACUGCAGUGGCAUUUCUUGUUUAGAGUGCGUUGAAAGGUACACGUCUUGGGUUCUCAGAAACAAAGGGAAUUAAGCUUUAACAGUCUUUUGCUACCUUAAUUAAAAAUAAUUAUAAUAACAAAGUUGAGCGCGGAAUUUUCUUGAUCUCUCAAGUGUAUUAAAAAAGAUACAACGCUUACUUCAUUAGACUUGUUUUUCCUAUUCAUAACUGUUAGUGAUAAUGUUGCUUAUCUCUAGAUUAUGUAGAACUGAUAAAAGAACAAGGAGGAAUCACAACUACUUCUUGAUGUCUCUGUUUUAAUUUUGAGAGAGUGCUAUUUUCUAGAUAUAUUUUUCUUUAUUUUACUGUGAAAUUGAUUUCAUAGGAAUAUUUCAUAGGUAGGUUUUUUGAAAUGAUCCCUCAACAUUUAUUUGAAAAAGAGGACUUGUGGAAGGUAAAGGUCACUCCUAUGGAAGGGUCAUAUAUUGGUGGCUGAAUAGUACAUUGUUCUUUAUUUGUAAUAGGAAAGGCAUCAGGUAUCAACUAGGUAGAAGAUUUAUAUUGUAAUUGUAGAAGUAUAGCAGGAGAUAAUAUGGUACAAUAUAAAUGCAGCCCUGUAGUAUCAAAAAAAUGCCUCCAAAUUCUCAGGAUCUGAAGCUUAAUAUUGGCACUUCUGACAUCUCAGGAAGAAAACAUGCUGGGGGGGGGGAAAGGAAAGGUGCCUAGGAGCUAGGGGGGAGAAAAUGCCUGAGUGGACAUGGAAAGCAAAACAAAUGUCAGGUUUUGUUGAAACAGGAGUAACAGUGUGGAGCUCUGGGCAGUACAGUGGUGUAGCUGAAGAUGGGAUUACACAAUGAAACACCCUGGGAAAGUGGGUGCAUGGGUGUACCCUGCCUAGCCUGGUUCUACUCAAACCAGAAUGCCCACCUUACAAAAGGCACACUUAUAAAAUAGCUGAACAUUAUUCAUCUAAUAAUAAAAGAAUAAUAACCUGAUUUUUUUUCCACUAUAUUGCACUUUUAUUGAGCAUUCUUUGAAAAAAGCAAAGACAAUCCUGCGGCUCUUUGCGAGGUGAGAAUGCUUAACUUGGAGGUCACUGGGACUGCUUGUAUAUUCUGGUGUUUGCAGGCUCAAGCUGUGUUUUUGCAGAAUGUUUUGAGAGAUUUCAGGAACAUUACCCCACUACUAUGUUGUUGUUUUUUUAAAAAAAGGAAGUUCUUAGUUACAAAAACUACCAUUCUUGGAAAUUGUUUCAUUACUCCUUUUGAAGAUGGAACUGCAGCCUGCAGUAACAUUACCUUGUCUGUUUCACUCAGUUAAUGUUUGUAUUAAUGUAUUUAAACAGUUAAUCCCUAGGAACACAACCCACGCUACAUGCUUACUAUGUGAUCUGAGUAGUCUUCAGAAUGUCAGACUGAGACCAUUUAUUUUGAUAAAAUUACGUUCCUAUUUUCCUGAAGUUAGGACUUCCACAGACUUACUGCUCUCAUGAGUCACUGAUAACUUGGUCUGGUACUUCAGCGAUCACCCCAAAUGCCUGUGUAGGAUACAGUAGAUCCCUCUGCAGAUGACCAUGGAUGGCCAAGUCCUGUAUAUUCUUCACUGGGCCUCUGCAGAAGAGCUGGAUUUCAACCUUCUGAACUGUAAGCAAACAGAUUCAUGGGUGUGGGGUUUUUUUAAGUGGGAAAAAAUAGUGAACCAGAAAACUAGCAUGUCUAAAAUUUGAUGGUUGCAGUUAUAAAUACUUAGGGACAGUUCUGCUUAUUACUCAUGCAUAUAAUCACAGUGACUAUUCCUGCAAGUAAAGAAAGCAGAUUCAAAUGUAGUGUCUGAAGUAGAUAUUUUUUUUUUUAAUGAAUGACCAAUUUUGUCUCCGCUCCUAUUUCAGUGUGUCAUUUAUCUUGAUUAAGUAGUAAAUCUCUUCCAUCUUGUUAUUUAGAAACCUAAUUCUAAUUUCAUCUUUACAAUAUUUAAAAUAUCCUACUAAGCAUGAUGUUUUUGUGGGAAUUUGCAAAAGUUCAAUAGCACUCAUUACUUGUUUGCAGCAGCAAUAGACUCAUUUGUUAAAAGCUAACAAAGAAAGUUUGCAAUUUAAAGGUGUUUCAUUAUUGUGCUCUUCUGAAAAAUGUGUAAUCCUUGUGUAAUUUAUGUCCUAAAAAAUAACACCUGUAUGUAUGAUCUUUCAUAUUUAAUAGAAUAAAACGUUGUAAAAACAUCUUUGAAA
Molecule: messenger RNA, 5588 nt
Organism: Calypte anna (Anna's hummingbird)
Lineage: Eukaryota; Metazoa; Chordata; Aves; Apodiformes; Trochilidae
Gene: RPRD1A
Product: regulation of nuclear pre-mRNA domain containing 1A
Exons: 7
Coding region: 223-1158 (311 amino acids)
Biological process (GO): mRNA 3'-end processing
Cellular component (GO): RNA polymerase II, holoenzyme
Molecular function (GO): RNA polymerase II C-terminal domain binding
Source: RefSeq, a predicted model, not a curated record